AUGUUCCUCUUCAUUUUUCUGUCCUUGUGGACUCCUCUGGUGAUGGGCAGGGAGGAAGGUGGUUCUGGGAGUGAGGAGGGAGUUGGGAAGCAAUGUCAUCCCAGCCUGCCUCCCCCCUGCCUCUCCGGAUCUCCCAGUGUCCAGCCCUGGGCACAGCCUGACCACAGCCAGCUGUUUGCAGACCUGAGCCGAGAAACGCUGACGGCUGUGAUGUCUUUCAUGACCUAGAAUCUGGGGCCAGACUUGGUGGAUGAGACCCAGGGCCAACCCUCAGACAACUGUGUCCUCUCUGUAGAGGUGCAGCUGCCCCCCAAGGCUGCAGACCUGGCCCACCUGGACUGGGGGAGCCCCCCACUUGCCCGGGAGGCACUGGCCAUCAUCUUCUCUGGCAGAGCAUCCCAGCCCAAUGUGACUGAGCUGGUGGUGGGGCCGCUGCCCCAGCCCUCCUACAUGUGGGAUGUGACUGUGGAGUGUCAUGGGGGCCCCCUGCCCUAUCACCAAUGCCCUGUGAUUCUCCCAGAGUCCCUGGACAUAGACCAGAUGAUCUUGGACAGAGAACCACCCCAGGCUGCUGGUGUCCUCCACCACUGCUGCCCCUAUGACCAACGAGGAUAGAACCUGGUGACCCUGAACUCAGCUCACCGUGGGUCACGGUCAGGGGACAGGCCCACCAAGUUCGGCCUCUACUAUAACAUCGUGAAAGGUGGGUCUUACCUGCACCUUGUGGGGCUGGCGCUGCAUGUAGACCACAAGGCUCUGGACCCUGCCCAGUGGACCAUCCAGAAGGUGUUCUUUCAGGGCCGCUACUAUGAGAGUCUGGCCCAGCUGGAGGAGCAGUUUGAGGCUGGCCAGGUGAAUGUGGUGGUGAUCCCAAACAAUGGCACAGGUGGGUUCUGGUCCCUGAAGUCCCAGGUGCCCCCGGGUCCAGCUCCCCCUCUGCAGUUCCAUCCUCAGAGCCCCUGCUUCAAUGUCCAGAGCAAUCGAGUGUCCUCCUCAUUAUGGACUUUUUCGCUUGGCCUCAGAGCUUUCAGUGGUCCUAAUUUUGACAUUUGAUUACAAAGAGAAUGACUGGCUUAUGAGAUCAGCCUACAAGUGGCGAGCACUGUUUAUGGUUGGGAAUACCCCACAGCAAUGUUCACUCGCCCUAUGAAUAGUGGCAUUGGCAUGGGUUACUUCCCCACACCCCUGAUUCGUGUAGAGUGCCCCUACCAGGCCAGCUACCUGGACUGGCACUUCGUUGUGGAGUCCCAAGCCCCCAAGACACCACAUGACGCCUUUUGUGUGUUUGAGCAGAACAAAGGUCUGCCCCUGAGGCGACAUCACUCGGAUUUUCUUUCCCACUACUUUGGGGGCGUUGUGGAGACAGUGCGCCUCAGGUCUGUGUCCACGAUGCUCAAGUAUGACUAUGUGUGGGAUUUGGUCUUCUACCCCAACGGGGCCAUAGAAGUCAAAUUCCAUGCCACGGGCUACAUCAGCUCAGCGUUCUUCUUUGGUGACGCCCAAAGAUGCGGAAACCAGGUUGGGGAAAAAACGCUGGGCGCCAUCCACACCCACAGUGCCCACUACAAGGUGGAUCUGGACGUGGGAGGACUUGAUAACUGUGUCUGGACUGAGGACAUGGCUUUUGUCCUGAUGGUACCCUGGAGCCCUGCGCACCAGACACAGAGGCUGCAGGUGACCCGGAAGCAGCUGGAGACCAAGGAGCAGGCCGCCUUCCCCCUGGGAGGGGCCUCCCCUCGCUACCUGUACCUGGCCAGCAACCAGAGCAACAAAUGGGGGCACCCUUGUGGCUAUCGCAUCCAGACGGUCAGCUUUGCUGCGGGGCCGCUGCCCCAGAACAGCUCCAUGGAGAGAGAGGUCAGCUGGGGGAGGUACCAGCUGGCCGUGACCCAGAGGAAGGAGACAGAGCCCAGCAGCUCCAGCGUCUUCAACCAGAAUGACCCCUGGACUCCCACCGUGGACGUUACUGACUUCAUCAACAAUGAGACCAUUGCUUGAAAGGACUUGGUGGCCUGGGUGACAGCCGCUUUCCUGCACAUCCCACAUGCAGAGGACAUUCCAAACACGGUGACAGUGGGGAAUGGUGCGGGCUUCUUCCUGCGACCCUACAACUUCUUUGACCAUGAGCCAUCCGUCAGUUCUGACUCCAUCACCCAGGAAGUCCAGGAUGCUGGGUCCUACUAGGUCAACUCCCUGGCUUGCCUGCCCCAGGCUCCUGCCUGUGUCCCUGACCUCCCUGCCUUCUCCCACGCGGGCUUCUUCCAGAACUAGGUGUUCCCUGGGAUGGGGAAUGAGAAUGGGGCUCCAGGGUCUGGGAGUGUGGGGAGAAGGGCCAGGAACUGGGGAGCCUGUGCCCUCUUCUCCCUCCUCACCCCCAGGGUCCUCUCUCUCCUCCAUCGUCCUCCCUUGCUUACCACCUCGCUGGGAUCAUCCUGAAGCUAUGCUGCCUGAAUCAGGGGCUUCUCAGCUCUGUGCACCCCAACAAGCUGGGUUCCUGUCACAGAGGAGAGGAAUGGUCAGAUGAGAGUCUGGAGUCAUGGUUACACCUUUCUAGAAGACUCCUCAGUUUGGUGUUUUUCAUUUUCUUUUCUUUGGUCUUUGCUUUCUGCUUUCCCCAGAUCGUUUUAGGCCAUGCCAGGUCUCUCUUGAAACUCCCCAGUCCUCACCUGGGAGGAGAGGAUGCGGGGUCUCUCUGGGGCUGGUUGCCUAGAGGCCCUGGGCAGGGUUCCUGGCAGGCUUGUGAAUCCAGGAGUCCAGCCGGAAGGGGCUCUUUGGCACAUGUUUCCUCUCAUCCUGGUUCUCCUUCUC
Capra hircus (goat) is the source of this 2808-nucleotide messenger RNA. Its product is annotated as primary amine oxidase, liver isozyme. NCBI's taxonomy places the organism in Eukaryota, Metazoa, Chordata, Mammalia, Artiodactyla, Bovidae. Gene Ontology annotation, molecular function: quinone binding; primary methylamine oxidase activity; copper ion binding. Gene Ontology annotation, cellular component: endoplasmic reticulum; early endosome; plasma membrane. The record is from RefSeq and is a predicted model, not a curated record. Gene Ontology annotation, biological process: amine metabolic process; response to antibiotic.